GGCACACCACCGACAGAGGAAACUCUCCUGCCAAAGGGACUGUGCUAAAAAGCCCAAAUAAAGGAGACGAUGGCAAAGAAGGUGGCUGUGAUUGGAGCAGGAGUCAGUGGACUGAUCUCUCUGAAGUGCUGCCUGGAUGAGGGUCUGGAGCCCACUUGCUUCGAAAGGACUGAAGAUAUCGGGGGACUGUGGAGAUUCAAAGAGAACGUGGAAGAUGGUCGAGCAAGUAUCUAUCACUCUGUCAUCACCAACACCAGCAAAGAAAUGUCCUGCUUCAGCGACUUCCCAAUGCCUGAGGAUUUCCCCAACUUCUUGCACAAUUCUAAACUCCUGGAAUAUUUCAGGAUUUUUGCCAAGAAGUUCGAUCUUCUCAAAUACAUUCAGUUUCAGACCACUGUCGUUAGUGUGAAAAGACGCCCAGAUUUUGCCUCUUCUGGGCAGUGGGAAGUUCAUACUCAGAGCAAUGGCAAGGAGCAGCAUGCUGUCUUUGACGCAGUUAUGGUUUGCAGCGGCCAUCACAUCCAACCUCACCUGCCGCUCAAGUCGUUUCCAGGUAUCGAGAAGUUCAAAGGCCAGUAUUUCCAUAGCCGCCAAUACAAGCACCCUGCUGGCUUUGAGGGGAAACGCAUCCUGGUGGUUGGGAUAGGAAACUCAGCCAUAGAUAUUGCCUCUGAGCUGAGUAAGAAGGCCUCACAGGUGUUUAUCAGCACCAGACAUGGUGCCUGGGUCAUGAGCCGGAUCUCUGAAGAUGGCUACCCUUGGGACAUGGUGUUCCACACUAGAUUUAGCUCCAUGCUCCGAAAUGUCCUGCCCCGUACUAUCAUCAAGUGGAUGAUGGAGCAACAAAUGAAUCGAUGGUUCAACCACGAAAAUUAUGGUCUGGUGCCUCAAAACAAAUACCUUCUGAAAGAACCUGUUCUGAAUGACGACCUCCCCAGCCGCCUGCUGUACGGACUCGUCAAGGUGAAAACCAAAGUGAAGGAGCUCACGGAGACAGCUGCCGUUUUUGAGGACGGCACGGUGGAGGAGGACAUUGACGUCAUUGUCUUUGCCACGGGCUAUACUUUCUCUUUCCCGUUCCUUGAAGAUUCGCUUGUGAAAAUGGAGGGUAACAGCGUCUCGCUGUACAAAUACAUGUUCCCCCCUCAACUGGAGAAGCCAACCCUUGCGUGCAUGGGGCUCAUCCAGCCUCUAGGCUCCAUCUUCCCAACUGUGGAGCUGCAGGCACGUUGGGCGACAAGAGUUUUCAAAGGCUUGUGUAGCCUGCCCUCAGAGACAACUAUGAAGGUGGACAUUGUUGAAAGGAAUGAAAAGAAAAUUGACCUGUUUGGAAAAAGCCAGAGCCAGACACUGCAGACCAAUUACAUUGACUACCUGGAUGAACUCGCCUUGGAGAUAGGUGUGAAGCCAGAUUUCGUCUCUCUGUUCUUCAAAGACCCUAAACUGGCUGUGAAACUCUACUUUGGGCCCUGCAAUUCCUACCAGUACCGCCUAGUUGGACCUGGCCAGUGGGAAGGAGCCAGGAAUGCCAUCCUCACCCAGAAGCAGAGGAUCCUGAAGCCCUUAAAGACCCGCACUCUGGAGCAUCCAUCCAGCAUCCCAGCAGCUUUCCUGCUCAAAAUCCUGGGGCUUUUGGCUGUUCUCCUGGCCUUCUUUUUCCAACUUCAGUGGUUCUAAUCUGUCAGCAUGACGCUUUUGUCCGCCAGUGCCUCUCAUUCAUCAGUGUGUCUUUGCAAAAACGACUGAAGAAAUGACAUCUACAUUAGAAUUUUUACAAUUCAGGGGAACAAGUGGGAGAAGGAAUUGUAGGGAGAGCAGAAGAAUUAGGUCUAGAUAUAAAACUGAAAUGAAGGUCUUGGAAUAUCUUUUGCAUUCUACUCUUUCCUCAAAUUCAUCAGUCUCCAAAUAGUAUUAUACAAUAACACCAACACAGGUAGACAGUGCUUCUAGGCACAGCAGGUUUCAAGUUUUAUGGAAAAAACAAAUUAUGCAGAAUAAAAAGUAAGUCAUAGCUGGGCGUGUUGGCUCAUGCACUUGAGAGGCAGAAAGUAAUUGAGAGACCAAGGCAGGCAGAUCUCUUUGAGUUUGAAGACAGCCUGGUCAACGUAGCAAGUUCCAGAACAGCGAGGACUACAUAGAGAGAUCCUAUCUCAAAAAAAAAAAAAAAAAAAAAAAAUCACAUAGGUUAGUUCACUGAACAAUUUAAGUUUAAAUUGUGGUAACAUUUCAUAUCCUACCCACUGAGCUCCAGGCUAUUUCUAUGCAGACUCUGGUCACGGUUUCCAAGUAUUAUGGUCUGCUCUGUUGGCUUGAUGAGGGAUCACUCCGAAAUGCUGGUGGGCAAAACUGAGACGACAGAACAGAAACACUAAUGCAAAGAUGGAAAUAAUAUACCCUAGCUACAACAUAGAGUUAGCUGUUAUAUCUCCCAGAUUAGACGUUGUGCUAUGUGUACAUCAUAUAUAUUGCCUUAUUUAGUUCUCACAGCAACUAUGAAAUGGGUAGAGCUAUGAUACCCAUUCUAUAGAUGAUACUACGUGACAGACAGCUAUGGAGCAUGCCCUUAGCCACUGGCCUUGAGAUGAAGCUUCAGUUGGAGCCCAGUUCAUUGAACCCUGAAACUAAAGGUCAUAACCUCACCACGGAAUAUACUUAUUUGUUAAAAUCUCUGCUCUUGAUAAAGUACUUACUAGUAGUUUAUUCUAUUCAUUAUAAGAUUAGACAAUAAUUCUAUUCAUUAGCAUAAAGUUUUCUAAAACCAUUGUAGAAAAUGGCACUUUGCUUGCAAAUCCGUCUGACUAAUUUUAUUUACAAUAUUAGCUCUCUAUUUCAGCUAGAUUGUAAAUAACACAUGAGCUGGAUGCAAGGUACAGACCUUUCAUCCCAGUACUCUGGAGCCAGGUGGAUCUCUGUGAGCUUGAGGCCAGACUGGUCUACAUAGCAAAUUCUGGGCCAGCCACGGCUAUAUAGUGAUACCCUGUCUCAAAAGGAAAAAGAAAUUGAAGAGAUCUAAAAUGAGAAAUAUGUAUGCAGUAAUACUUAAAAUAAUGAUCACAGUUUGAGAAAAUAAGAAUUGAACUAAAGUAUAUCUGCCCAACCGGCACAAAAUGUUCCAGAGGCUGAGCCUGUGUCCAGGAUUAGCAUUACAGGUAAGCAGGGCAAAUUCAGCGAUGUAUUAUCUAUGCCAUCUGAUGAAAGGGGGUGUGUCAGUUGUGAGAGACAUUUCCUUUGAACUGAAAACUAAAGGAGACACAAGCAAUUGAUGCCAACAAACAUUGAGCAACAUAACAAACAUCAAGCCAUGGACUCUCCUGAGAGAAUUCUUUUCAUGAGCCGCUCUGUGGGAGAUGAGCCCACACCUGGAGACCAAAUCAGAGUCCCUGAAGAGAGGACAAAGGUUGGGAUAUUGAAGGCAUAGGUAAAUAGUUCUUUGUCCCUCCGAACCCUCUAUGAACACUAUUCUUAAACCUCAACCAAGCUCUCGUUCUCAUCCCCCCACUCCACUGCCUUCCCAGUUUAAUGGCAAUCUCUCCCAGUAGAAAGAGCUUUCUUUAAAGUCCACUGAACUGGGCUUCAGAAUCUGCCCAGCUGGUAACGUGUUUGCCUUGUAAGCAAGAAUCUGAGUUUGAGCCCCAGAACUGACAUUAUAAAGCCAGGGGUGAUGGCAAACACUUCUAAUCCCAGCACUGGGGCAGGAAAUGAAGACAGAUUCCUGGGGAUCCCUGGUCAGUCAGCCUAGUCAGUUUUAGUGAGUUCCAAGCCAGUGAGACACUCUAUCUCAAAAAAACAAAAGUGAGCAAUGAAUUGCCUGAGGAACGAGACCACAGUCUGACCUCUGAA
Molecule: messenger RNA, 3840 nt
Organism: Chionomys nivalis (European snow vole)
Lineage: Eukaryota; Metazoa; Chordata; Mammalia; Rodentia; Cricetidae
Product: dimethylaniline monooxygenase [N-oxide-forming] 2
Exons: 9
Coding region: 70-1677 (535 amino acids)
Molecular function (GO): flavin adenine dinucleotide binding; N,N-dimethylaniline monooxygenase activity; NADP binding
Source: RefSeq, a predicted model, not a curated record